Saxophila tyrrhenica is the source of this 894-nucleotide messenger RNA. RefSeq lists its product as uncharacterized. The transcript has 3 exons. The record is from RefSeq and is a predicted model, not a curated record. NCBI's taxonomy places the organism in Eukaryota, Fungi, Ascomycota, Dothideomycetes, Mycosphaerellales, Extremaceae. The coding region runs from base 1 to 894 and encodes 297 amino acids.
AUGGCACAACAAUUCAAACUCCCAGACGGCAGAAACCUAGACUACUCCCUUACAGGAGCCACCGAUGGCUUCCCUCUCGUGUGGCACCAUGGCACGCCUUCGGGUUACACAGCGAUUCCUGUUCUUGCAACUGCCUGCGAGAAGCGUCGCUUCAGGCUCAUAACAUUCUCUCGAUCCGGCUAUGGCGGUUCUUCCAGGCAAAAGGGAAGACAGAUCGUUGACGCAGUGGGCGACGUCCGAGCACUUCUUGAGCAUCUUGGCUACCAGAAAUGCGUAGUCGGCGGGUGGAGUGGUGGAGGUCCGCAUGCAUUGGCUUGUGCUGCUAAACUUGAGAGCUGUUUGGGCGUCAUUUCUGUGGCAGCGGUGGCCCCGUAUGACGCUGAGGGGUUGGACUGGAUUUCUGGGCAGGGAGAGGAUAAUAUUGAAGAGAGCAAAGCUGCACUCGAGGGCGAGGACGCUCUAAGAGAGUUUUGCGAGGCGCGGCGUCCGGACAUGAUCAAAGGCACUGCCGCUGAAAUUACUCAAAUGAUGGAAUCGAUCCUGCCAGAAGUUGACAAGAGAGUAUUACUCGAGUCGCGUGAGUUCGGAAAGUACAUGGAGACUACGACACGAGAAGGCCUCAAGUCCAGCUCGGACGGCUGGAUAGACGAUGACCUUGCUUUUAUCAAACCAUGGGGCUUCGAGAUGACGGACAUCCAAUGCCCUGUAAGCUUAUAUCAGGGCAGUGAAGAUCUCAUGGUCCCUUACGACCAUGGGAAGUGGCUGGGAUCUCAUAUCCCUGAGCACUUGUUGACCAAGCACCUGGAGGGUGGCGAGGGACACAUUUCGAUCUUCGAGGGCAAUAUCGAGGGGAUGCUGGACGAGAUGAGGCGGGCGAUUGACUCUCGGUCGUGA